AUGUCGGAUCAAAUCGCCACCUUGUCCACCGGAGAGCUCGCCUGUAGCUACGCCGCUGUCCUCCUCCACGAUGAUGGCAUCCCCAUCACGAUGAUCGGUACCCUGGUGAAGGCCGCGAACUCGAAGAUCGACUCCUAUUGGGCGCCCCUCUUUGCAAAGCUUCUCGAGAAGAGGAGUGUCAAUGACCUCAUCUUGAGCGUCGGAUUCGAUUUGAACUCCAUUCUCAUUGGAGGAUAUCAGAUUGUUUGGGGGUGCAUUGGAACUCGACCAUAUGAUACAUGAAUUGAUGUGAGGUAAUCGCAGGAGGCGAGUCCAUGGUCCUGAACUGGGUCGUCUGGGCAAAACAGAGAGAGGGGGUGCUAGGCCUUACGCACCCAGUUUCAGGCUUCCAGCUGACAUGUUUGGUUUGUACUCUGUGGCCUGUGGGCCCAAAUAAUUUUACGGAUUUAGGUUGGGUCGUAGGAUUGAAAAAUCAAAAUUAUUCAAAUUUUAAACGGGUUGAGUCGUGUCAAGUCUAAAUUCAAUAAAUUCAGACCUGAUCCGAAAAAUAGAACGGGUCUAAUUUUAGGACCUGACCCGGCCCUAUGGGUUCUUCAAAAUAGAUCGAGUCGAGUCUAAGUGGGCCGGGCCGAGUCGGGUCAUAGGUCAACCCGACCCAUUUGCAGCCUUACUUCAACCUAAUCUCUCUCCUCUUUGGUGAUAAUUCCUUCCCGAGGAGCAGCACCUCAUGGCAUCCACUGCUCUGGCCAAUCCAUCUCCUUGCUUCUAUAUGGCCCCUUCCAAUUUCCAUAAGAUAAGGACUACAUGCUUAGCCAAUUUUUCAGUUACUACUUGAGGUGCAAAUUUGCUUAUUUUCCUUAAAUAAGGAACAACAGUGUUGUCCAAGAAAAAAAAACCAUGGGUAGGAGGAGGGUGAGAUGGAGGUGAUUCUUCCAAUUUCUACAAGAUAAGCACUUUGUACUUAUCCAAUCUUCCAAUAACUAGUUAAGAGGCAAUUUUAUCCGGACCAAGGAUUGUCGAAUUGGUACUAGUCGGCGUACUGGUCUGGUCCGGUUCGGAUUGGUAUCGAACCAGCCAAAAAGAUGCGUGCCAUGGCACUAAAUGCCGCAGAUCGAAUCGAACUCAGUGCCGGUUCGCACCGAAUCCUGGCUGAAUCAGACGGAAUCGGUCCAGUUCCGUUCGGUUUGGUCUUGUACCAGUUGGGGCCGGAACCAAUUUUUGUGGCCGAACCGACCUGGUCAGAGACCGGACUGGUUCGGUAUGGGCUGAACCGGCCGAUACGGGCCGGUUCAGCAUUCCUUGGUCCAUACAAAAUCUCGCUUACCCCUUCACUUUUUUUGCACCAUCCAAUAUCAUGACAGAAUAUCCCGUCACUUAUUCCAAUCAAAUGCCACAAUUCUCUUAUCCCACGGAAUAAAUCCUAUACCAUCUAGAAUAACUAGGCAACUUUUCUUAUUUCCUUCAAAUUUAAUCUGCAAGCAAAAUUUGCCUUGAUGAAUAUUCAUUGAGCCAAUCCAAGUUGCUCAAAUUGUUUACAACUUCAGCUCCAUAGAAGGUUAUGUUUUACCUGGCUUAUCUCCCGUUCAUGCGAGAUCUAGAGAUGUGAGGCCCAACCUCAUUGGGCUGGCUUGUUGGCCUGGCUCAGCAUUCAAUCGCGGCCCGAAGGCUUGUUUCAGUGAAAAAUAGGGCCUCCAUGGGCACCCUCCGCUUACUGUCGCCAUGUUACGGCUUAGCCAACCAAUCAAUGGAGGUCAGAGCCUGGGGCUUGGAGAGUUUGCUUGCAGUGUUUGGGUGGUUCUCAGCUUCUGCCCAUUCCUGAGGGGACUUGUUGGGAGGGGAAGUUAUGGGAUUCCUUGGCCUGUCUUUUGGAAAGCUGCUGUCGUCGUGUUUCUCUGCAUGCACAUGUAGAUGGAAUUAGCUUAGCUACGUGCUCAGUAUCCAAAGGGAAUGGCCUGGGUCUCAAUAGGCAGCUGAGGGUAGCACAAAACAGAUUGUAUUAGAUAUCAAUUUCAUUUACCCAGAAUGUUACUAAAUUACCUCAACUCAUACGUUCUGCAUCUGAUGUUCAGACUUGGCUAUUUACAAGCUGAGCUUUAAAAUUCGUUUGAACUUUGAACUCUGUUUCCUAGCUAGCUGAACCAAGCCCAAAUGGCUCUUUAAUUGAGCCAGUGCCAAAUGAACUCAGAAAAAAAAAAAAAACAAAAACCUAUGCUUUGGCCUGGAGCAUUUUGAUUAAAAUAUUUUAUCUUGCAAGGGUCCUAUAGUCCAACAAAUUGGGGAUUUAAUAGUGCUUUCAAGAGCAUAUAGAAAUAUAUACCUUUUCCUUGGUACAAAAAGGAGGAAGACCCCUUGUUUACAGUCUCCCAAAACAGCACCAUGUAGCAUCAGCUGGUGCUGGUAAAAUAACAGAUUCAGGAAAAAUUUGAAGUCCAUAUGUGAUUGGCUAAAUUUCGUAUUGCAAUGUCAACUGUAUGAUUGGAUACUUGAUCACCCUCCCUAAAAAUAUGGAUGUACCUCAAUUCAUGCUGAGAUGCAGCCAAGCCCCAUUACUAAUACAAGGGUGAAUUUAUGUGCCUGUCAGCCACCGAGAUACACAUUUACAGUAUGGUUGAUUUGGACUUAUUCGAACCAGGCCAAGUCAGGUCGGCCCCAUUUUUUGGUCCAAAUGUGUAAUUUGGGUCAGCCCAAUUGGGUUUCCGGUUGGCUUGGGCUCGGGCUUGGGCUUGGUUUUUUUCUAAAAUUUUCAAACCUAAGACCAGUUUGAAGCCUAAGAAAAAAAUUCGAGCUAAGCUUGGGUAGGGGCAUGACCCGGCCUAGCUCAUCUUUAACCCUAGCAACAUACCUUCCCUCCCCUGUUUAUUAGUUUAAUUUGUUAAAUGUCAAGUUAUGAAUUGUUCACUUCUAAAUGUCAGGCUGCUGUAGAUUUAUUUUAUUACACCAUGAAUUAGCCCCCAAAUCGAUAGUUCAUAUAUGCUUAAUCAUUUAUAGCAUAUUAGAAGAAAAUGUAGUUUUAGUACAGUGAACAUGAUUUUUUUUUUUCUUGUAGUAAUUUUGCUCAUAUUCUCCAUUAUGGUUAUAUUUAUUUUGAAUAUAGUUAUCAUUAUUUGGGAACUUGAAUGAGAUAUGGUCAUAUGAUGCUAAUAGUUGUUAUUUUAGGAGAGUACCAAAAGUUGUUAAGAGAAUGCUAUUUUUUUAUUUUUUUAAUUAUCUACAUGUGUGUAUAUAUAUAUAUUAUUAUAAUCUAUUUUUCUACAUACGAAUAAUGAAUAAUUAAUAAUUAACACACUUAUUAUGUUAAGAUAACGUCCUGGAUUGACCGGACGGUUGACCCAGUGACUCAUGACCUAGUCCCUUCUCUUGUUUGAUGAGUAGUCUGGUUUUUUAGGACACUAUAGAUACUACAUCCCCCAUCGCUGCCUUCGUUUCCUCCACCACACUGCCUUGCCUCUGUUACACCACCUCUAUAAUGAUCGUUGCCUUAGCUACAUUGUUGUGCCCUUGCAACCACCGCCAUCGUCGCCACUUCCAUAGCUAUUGUUGGCUUGCCUACACCAUUGCCACACCACCAUCAUCAUUAUUGCUGCCUCUGGCAGAUUGUUGCUUCCCCUGUCACCCUUGUUGUUGACACAAUUGUAGGCACAACCAUCGCCGCUGCCUUCGCCGCCAAUGCUAGUGAUUGCUGACUCCGCCGCUACCAUCAUCUUUGCUACUAUCACAAGGUUUAUGUUUUAAAUAUGAUCGAUUAUAGAAAGCAUGUUUAACUUUUUUAAAGUUCAAAAAAUCAAAAAAAUAUAAUUUUCAUUUUUUAUUUCUGAAAAUAGAAAAAAUGAAUGCGUUGUCAAAUGAUGCUUAAAUCUACAUGCACUAACAAGUAACCUAGUGGCUAGCACAUGCCUAGACUAGGUUUUUGCUAGAUAGUCGGGGGUAAAAUAGGUAUUAAAAAACCGGCCCCCCAUGUACGACCCACAUAAUUGGUUGAGCCCUUGGCAAUACGGAGAAAAAGAAAGAAAUGCUCUGUCUCCUCAAAAUUCUCUCUGAUAGUGUUUUAAACUGUGGUGCAUACAGCUGCAUAUGUGCUUGUAUAUAUGUAUGCGUUUUCGUGAUUGAACCACAUUUCAUAGUACUAUAUGCAGUUAUACUGCAUAUGGAGCAAAAAGAUAAUCCGAUUAGCAUAGGCUGCUAUUUACUUAGUUUGCUUAGUAUUGUACGACUGCAUACACGAGCUUGGUGAGCAUUUUGGAACUACAUAUAUAGCGCAAUCCUAUAUGGGUUCAUGUAGGUGAAGCGGGUUUAGGCUGAUUGUUAGGUUUGAUAUGAUUUGAAGUAGGCUCGAUACUCGUAUUAAUAAUGCUAAAAUAUUGAUAAUUUUAUAAUUAUUGCUAUUGAGUAUUAGGUGCUAAGUAAUAUAAGCACUAAUUGUUACUUAUUAUUGUUAUUAAAAUUAUUAUUGCCCAUCUAUAAAAAAUUACUAUCAUCGUUGUUUUUUUAUUGUACUUAAUAUUAUAUAUUAUUUUUAAAUAGUUGGAAAAAGGUAACAACAUGCACGUCCUGCAGGCCGCGUAUGCAUCGGCAUGCAGGACGUCCUGCAUGCCGCAUCUGCACUAUGUGGUCUCUUGAUCACUCUCAUACUUGCUUUAUGAGACUUGUUUAACUAAUGGUUUUUCUGAACCAUUAGGGGCAAAGUUGGUAUUUUGGUAUCUAAUAAACCACCAAUUUGCUCUACUUGGCAUUAAAGAGUUGGGUUUAAAUCCAUUGCAGAGAGAUUAUUAGGUAAAACU
Phoenix dactylifera (date palm) is the source of this 4778-nucleotide messenger RNA. The record is from RefSeq and is a predicted model, not a curated record. NCBI's taxonomy places the organism in Eukaryota, Viridiplantae, Streptophyta, Magnoliopsida, Arecales, Arecaceae.